GGAUGUUCAGCUCACAUAUUAGAAAUGAAUGAAGCUUUAGUUCUUGUUUUCUUGUUGUGCGGUUGGUUGACACCAGCUUGUGCAAACGAUCAAGUCUUCAGCAAUGAUACUGAAGUGGAUUUUCAGAAACAAAUGACUAAAUCAGUUUGUCCACUAGACCUGUGCGCUUCACUGCUGAGAAAAGAAGGAGCGAUGAGAGAGAAACUGGAGACGAUGGAAACGCAGCUUCGUCUGAUUAUGUCUAGACUGAAGGCCAGUGAGGAUGAGAUAGAAGUUCUGAAAAGGGAAGAAAAAGGUGUUCCAAAGGUGGCAUUCUCAGCCGCGGUGGGAGGCAAUGCGAACAUUGGACCUUUUAACACAGAUACGAUCCUAGUUUACAGGAAGGUCUUCACAAAUCUGGGCAAUGCCUACAAUCCAUCUACAGGAAUAUUUACAGCACCGGUGCGAGGAGUGUACUAUUUCAGCUUUUUCUACCAUGGUGGAACUGAUCACCGCACAGCAUUAUCCAUGUUCAUGAAUGGACAACGACUAGCAACAGCAUCUCAUCGACAACCUGCUGGUUAUGCAGCAAACGGCUCAAACGGGGUCAUCACAGUAGUAGAGAGAGGAGCUCAGAUUUAUGUAACUCUAUUAGGUGGCACAUGGGUAUGGGAUGGAGAUAACAUUGACACCACAUUUAAUGGUUUUCUGCUCAAUACACUAUGAGUGGCAUAAUCAUGCAUGGAUUACAAUUUAUUUUUCUCAGCAAAGACAUAAAAUUUACAGAUAUAACAUUA
Colossoma macropomum (tambaqui) is the source of this 776-nucleotide messenger RNA. RefSeq names its product complement C1q-like protein 2. NCBI's taxonomy places the organism in Eukaryota, Metazoa, Chordata, Actinopteri, Characiformes, Serrasalmidae. The transcript is spliced from 3 exons. Gene Ontology annotation, molecular function: protein binding. The record is from RefSeq and is a predicted model, not a curated record. The coding region runs from base 25 to 705 and encodes 226 amino acids.